UGCUAACAAUAACAAGUAAGAAAGUUGAACCUAAAAUGAGAUAUUCAAUAUAUAAUUAGUAGGUUGUGAUUCUAAAGUGAAGUUAUUUUUAAGAGAAGAGAGAUUUGAUGGAUUGUUGAGAGUUGAGAGUGAAAUACACACUAGUAUAAACGAGAAUUUAUAUUGAAAAAAUAACGGCAGCGGAGAGUGAGAGAAAGGUGGGUGCUGGUGGCGGAAGCCCAUGAGCAUUUGGCGGCGCCCUUUUGUUUGCAAGUUGUGAGUUCAAACCCUAUUCUUCGAUUUCUUACUUGAGUGUCUCUGAGAUUACAAGAAGUACUAAAAUGGAAGUUGUUGGUUAGUGCGAUCUUUCUGCAAAACGGCAAGGGGCAUGAUCCUCCCUUAUCAUGCUCUCCCUGCGACCCACUCGCAGACUCUGCAAUUUAUCCCCUGCCGCAGUCGCCACCGCAGCCGCAGCUGCCUCUGAAUCAAACGCCAAAACCUCUCCAUCAAAACCCUUGCUGGCCCCCGCCCUCGACCGCCUCAAAUCGGAGCGCAAUCCCGACAAGCUCUUCCACCUCUUCAACGCCAAUGCUACCAACCCUAUCCUCGUUGAGAAUCGCUUCGCCUUCGACGACACCGUUUCGCGCUUAGCUGGCGCGCGCCGCUUCGACUACAUCGAGCGCCUCCUCGACCACCAGCUCCACCUCCCCCAGGGCCGCCGCGAGGGUUUCGUCGUUCGCAUCAUCAAGCUCUACGGCAAGGCCGGUAUGACCCAACACGCCGUUGACACUUUCUAUCGUAUGCACCUUUUUGAGUGCCGUAGAACCGUCAAGUCCUUUAACGCCACGCUUUUGGUAUUGUCUAGCACCAAAAACUACGAUAAUUUUCUUGACUUCUUAGGAACUGCUCCUCAAAGUUUUGGUAUUCAAUUAGAUAUUUAUUCUGUUAAUAUUGCGAUUAAGGCAUUUUGUGACAUGGGCCAGUUGCAAAAAGCUUAUUUGUUUAUGCUAGAGAUGGAAAAUCAGGGUGUUAACCCUGAUGCGGUGACCUAUACUACUCUUUUGUCCGCAUUUUACAGGAAUAAAAGGUGGGAGAUUGGGACUGGUUUGUGGAACCGUAUGUUGUUGAAAGGGUUGAUGCCGAGUUUGGCCGCCUUUAAUGUCCGGGUUCAGUUUUUAGUUUGUAUGAGAAGGGCUUGGGAUGCUAAUGCUACCAUGGGUUUGAUGCGGCGAGUGGGGAUUGCGCCUGAUGAAGUCACCUAUAAUUUGGUGAUUAAAGGGUUUUGCCGAGCUGGUUUUAUUGACAUGGCGAAGAAGGUUUUCGAUGCCUUAUUGGGGGAGGGGCAUAAGCCUAACAGUAAGAUCUACCAGACCAUGAUUCAUUAUUUGUGUAAGAGUGGGGACUUCAAUCUAGCUUACACUAUGUGCAAAGAUAGUAUGCAGAAGAAUUGGUUUCCAAAUGUGGAUACAAUAUGUAUGCUGCUCAAAAGCCUCAAAGGAAUUGGGCAGAUCAAUAGAGCAAGGACUAUCCUUAUGUUGGUUAAGAGGAGGAAACCUCCUUUCUCUUCUGAUCACUUGACUGCCAUGUGGUCCAUAUUGAAUAGUUGAAUUAAGUGGAAUAGCUGAACAGGAAAUCAGUUAGAAACAGAAACCUGAAAGCAUCUCAUAUUCUUUGUAUUCCAUUCAUUUAUACAUGUUGAAAAAUUAACAAGCCUGGAAUUUGAUGGUGUUGCAUCUAACAAGAAGUCAAAUAUAGUUAUUCCCACUCAGUUUUGUGUACCUUCCUUAAUAAAGUUUCAUCAGGAUGAAAUUUCAGGAGGCAAAUACAAUAAAAACUCUUGUCCGACCAUCUAUAGGAUGGGUCAAACUUAACAGAGGUUGGCGAUGUAACAUAUAUUGCAAGGCCACACUAUAGGAAAUUCAGCAAAAAGCUAUGGAACAUUCAUUGGAGGGCUUCUGUUCACUCUGCAUUACGCGGGGUUGAUGCUACUUGUGGAAGGAACAAGUAGUUUAUAGAGAGGGUUUCGCUUUUGAAACUUGAUCUUAUCUUCGUUGGUCUGAUGUGCUUUGGAUUAAUUCUUCACCUGUUUCAAUAAGCGCUUAAAGCUUUUGUGCUUAUAUAAUUGCAGAAUGUUCACCUGGUUUGAAGCUUUGGCAUUCUCAUUUAGGAUUCACGUUUUGGUUGAAGUGAAUUAUAGUACAAUUUGCAUCAGCCAGUGGCUGCGACGAUGGAGAAUGGAGAGAGCAUUACAGCAUUUAACAGCAAGAAAUUACAAAAUCAAUGGUAUCAGUUUUGUGAUUACACAUGGACAUUAGACAUCUAGUGUGUAACAACUUGACCAUCAAUAGGAAUAAUAAAACAGGGCGAGCGGAGAUUCAAGUGCAGUUAUUGAUUUGCUGACGGUGCUGUUGGACGGUUGGAAGUUCCUCGGCUUAGAUCAUGAACAGCGGACAUUCAUAUAUUGCAUGCAAGUACAACAAUUACCACAAAACCUUUUACCCCAUGAUAGAGACAUAGAGUUAUUUACAUGGGUCAAUACCACCAAAGGAUCCAAUAUUUCUAUUGUAAAUCAUAUAAACAAAGCAUUGAAAUCACAGAGCACCAAAUGUAUCUAUAGUUGAGACGAAAUUCUAAAAUUCUAGCAAAUUUUGUAUGUAGGAGUGGCUACUAUAUGCAACGGAACUUGGGGACGGCUUUUUUGAAAUCUUAAA
Molecule: messenger RNA, 2690 nt
Organism: Arachis ipaensis
Lineage: Eukaryota; Viridiplantae; Streptophyta; Magnoliopsida; Fabales; Fabaceae
Source: RefSeq, a predicted model, not a curated record